GGUGACCAGCAUUGGAAACACGCGCGCGAUAUUAUAUCGCCGUUGUUUACGUCGGGAAAGUUGCGGUCAAUGAUGACACACAUUACGGGUGUCACCGAUCGGUUGGUCGACACGUUGACUGAGUACGAAAAAACAGGCAAAGAAAUAGAUAUGCGUAAAUAUAUGGGUGCGUUUACCAUGGACAACAUUUGUCGUUGCGCUUACGGCAUCGAGCUCAAUUCGCUGGAAAACACUGACCACCCGGUGCUGAAAAACAUCAAAAAACUACUGGACCCGCCCCUAACACUGGGUCUCAUAACAUCGGCCUUCUUCCCCGCUUUGGCCAAACUAUUUGGUUGCGAACCCUUCAGUAUCGAGGCGUGUAAUUAUUUCGCCGAUUUGACUAAGAGCAUAAUUGAUGAACGAAAGCAACAUAAUAAAUAUGUACAUGACGACAAAUCCAAAAAACACUCGGAGAAAAGCGAUGAGGACUUGGGUUACGACACGUCCGCCGCCGUCGAUGAAGACCCUAUCGACGAGACUAUAGAUUACAACAACGCUUUCAAAACUAACAAAAAAUCUGUCGGUAUAUUAACGCAGGAAGAAAUUGUCGGCAAUAGUAUCAUGUUUUUUAUGGCCGGUUACGACACCACAUCCAGCGCCCUAACCCAUGUCUUGUACUAUCUGUCCCAACACCCGGACUGUCAGCAACGGCUAUACGAAGAGCUGCGCGAUUGCGAUGAUAUGUCGCCCGAAACGGUAUUUCACUUGAAAUACUUGGACGCCGUUAUCACUGAAACCUUACGACUCGCGCCCUCUUUUGUACGCCUGUUUCGUACGUGUGUUCAGGACUACAAACUGGGAAAUACCGGUAUUACUAUACCGGCCGAAACAGCCGUCUUAAUUAGCACAUACACUAUACAACGCGAUCCGAAAUACUGGCCAAACCCGGACCAGUUUCAGCCGGAUCGUUUUUUGAAACCCACGCACAAUCCAUACGCGUACAUAUUGUUUGGUAGGGGACCCCGAUUGUGCCUAGGUGAACGAUUUGCGGUGAACCAGAUGAAAUUAUGUCUAUCAAGAUUGGUGUUGAAGUUUGAGUUCACCUUGGUGCCAGGUAGUUCGCCGUUGAGCAAGAUGUUAUUUUUCAUGAAGGGUGACCAGCAUUGGAAACACGCGCGCGAUAUUAUAUCGCCGUUGUUUACGUCGGGAAAGUUGCGGUCAAUGAUGACACACAUUACGGAUGUCACCGAUCGGUUGGUCGACACGUUGACUGAGUACGAAAAAACAGGCAACGAGAUAGAUAUGCGUAAGUAUAUGGGUGCGUUUACCAUGGACAACAUUUGUCGCUGCGCGUACGGCAUCGAGCUCAAUUCGCUGGAAAACACUGACCACCCGGUGCUGAAAAACAUCAAAAAACUACUGGACCCGCCCCUAACACUGGGUCUCAUAACAUCGGCCUUUUUCCCCGCUUUGGCCAAACUAUUUGGUUGCGAGCCUUUCAGUAUUGAGGCGUGUAAUUAUUUCGCCGACUUGACCAAGAGCAUAAUCGAUGAACGAAAACAACAUAAUAAAUAUGCACAUGAUGACAAAUCCAAAAAACACUCGGAGAAAAGCGAUGAGGACUUGGGUUACGACACAUCCGCCGCUGUUGAUGAGGACCCUAUCGACGAGACUAUGGAUUACAACAACGAAUUCAAAACUAGCAAAAAAUCUGUCGGCAUAUUAACGCAGGAAGAAAUCGUCGGCAAUAGUAUCAUGUUUUUUAUGGCCGGUUACGACACCACAUCCAGUGCACUGACACAUGUCCUGUACUAUCUAUCCCAACACCCGGACUGUCAGCAACGGCUGUACGAAGAGCUGCGCGAUUGCGAGGAUAUGUCGCCCGAAACGGUAUUUCACUUGAAAUACUUGGACGCCGUUAUCACCGAAACCUUACGACUCGCGCCAUCUUUUGUACGCCUGUUUCGUACGUGUGUUCAGGACUAUAAGCUGGGAAAUACCGGUAUUACUAUACCGGCCGACACAGCCGUCUUAAUUAGCACAUACACUAUACAACGAGAUCCGAAAUACUGGCCAAACCCUGACCAGUUUCAGCCGGAUCGUUUUCUGAAACCCACACACAACCCAUACGCGUACAUAUUGUUUGGUAGGGGACCCCGAUUGUGCCUAGGUGAACGAUUUGCUGUGAAUCAGAUGAAAUUAUGUCUAUCAAGAUUGGUGUUGAAGUUUGAGUUCACCUUGGUGCCAGGUUUUGAAAUUGAAUACACAAAGUCCGACCCAACCAUGUCACCUAAAACGCUCAUGUGCAAUUUUAAAUCUAGAAAUUAA
This is a messenger RNA of Medioppia subpectinata, 2310 nucleotides long. NCBI's taxonomy places the organism in Eukaryota, Metazoa, Arthropoda, Arachnida, Sarcoptiformes, Oppiidae. The record is from the annotation of a GenBank genome assembly.